Rhizophagus irregularis DAOM 181602=DAOM 197198 is the source of this 1401-nucleotide messenger RNA. RefSeq lists its product as uncharacterized. NCBI's taxonomy places the organism in Eukaryota, Fungi, Glomeromycota, Glomeromycetes, Glomerales, Glomeraceae. Gene Ontology annotation, molecular function: RNA binding. The record is from RefSeq and is a predicted model, not a curated record. Gene Ontology annotation, biological process: RNA processing. Gene Ontology annotation, cellular component: nucleolus.
GAGCACGUUUAAUUUAUUGACAAGAGAUUUUGUUGCAUUACAACCUAAUGAAGUAAAUCAAUAUAGAUCAAAUCUAUAAAAAUCUGUCAUUUAGACUAAAAGAUUUACCGACUCGGAAAUGUUGUCGGUGUCUAGAUGAUCGGCUAUACUAUCCCGAUUGUGUAGAAUUUAUCUAACCUACCGAUAAUCUAUCUAUAUGAAAGUUCUUUUCAAAAAUUGCAAGAAUGCAGACACGUUCACAAACUCGAAAAAUGGCUGCUAAACUUGCAACAAAAGUAGAUGAUACAGCGCAGGCUAAUAGCAGCCUUACAGGACAGAGCGGUUUCCCUGAACAACCUCAAGAACAGAAAGCUGCGCCAGAACAAGAACAAAUUCAGAAAUCUGAAGAAUGUAACGAUAGUGCAAAAGAUAUAGAGCAACAGGAAGAUGAAAAUGCCAUAAAUGACGGUUGUGAGGAAGACAUAAGGCAACAGGAAUAUGAAAUUUCCAUAAACGAUGAUUGUGAGGACGACGAUGAUAGUAAAAACGAAGAGGAGAUGGAGUCGUUAUUAUUAAAAAAAGCCGAAGAAUCUUUACGGACAAAUCAAAGUGCAAAAAAUGACAAUAAGGUGUGGAACGAAUUCAGCUUCCCAAGUUUGAAUGUUGGUGUUUCAAUCGAUGAACAACUAUAUAUCAAGAGGCAUCCUGGGGGUAUUGUCACGCUACGGCAGGAUGAAAUAAGUCAAGAUGGUUCAUCGAAGAAGCAUAAAACUUCCAAUAAAACGGUACAAUCUUCGUCUAAAACCGCAUCUACAACUGAUGAUAAUGAUCAAGAUUCAUAUGCAAAACUUAGUAAGAAAGAAAAACAAAGAAUACGCGAAUCAACAGCUGGACCGGGAUGGUUUGAUAUGAAGAAACCUGAAAUUACACCUGAGAUAAAGCGUGAUCUCCAAAUUAUUAAAUUAAGGAAUGUAUUGGAUCCAAAAAGAUUUUACAAGAAGGAUGAUUCAAAAGGGCUACCAAAAUAUUUUGAGAUCGGUACGAUAAAAGAAGGGCCGGCAGAAUUCUACUCUUCCAGGAUACCGCGAAAAGAACGAAGACAAACAAUAGCGGAUGAACUUCUGACAAAUGAACAAUCUAAACGCUACUUUAAAAGAAAAUUUUCCGAGAUUCAAGAGAUUAAGCAAAGUGGGGGUAAAAAAUACUACAAACAGCUCAAGGCGAAAAGAAGACCUAAUUGGGAAAAAAAAUUUUAAGAGUGCAAAAACUGACAUGGAUAAAAAUAACGCCUUAAAAAUUAUAUUACUGGUGUGAAAGUUGUUUUUAAUUAUUAUAGAAACCUUUUUGAAAAGAUUUUGUGUUUAUAGAAUCAAAUAUAAUACAGAUUUAUUUAGAUUUUCUUCAAAUUCUCUAGAAAAUACU